AUGAUCAAGGUCAUCAAGCAUGCUUCUGUCAUGUCGCGAAGCCUUUCCUUACUGCUCUUGACCCUCGCAAAUCUACUGAUACCCAUAUCUAUCUUUAUCUUUGCAACCGGUUUCUUUCCUUACAAACCUUUUAUACCAGGCAGGGCCACCUUCCAGGACCCGAACAAUGGCGGCCAACUUGCAUCAGCACCGUUCGACAAGGUCAUAUUCAUGGUGGUCGAUGCGCUCAGAAGUGACUUCGUCUACUCUCCCGAGUCGGGCUUCAAAUUUACUCAAGCCCUCAUAAGAUCCGGCGCUGCCAUGCCUUUCACCGCCCAUGCAACUUCGCCUACCAUUACCAUGCCCAGAGUCAAAGCAAUCACCACCGGAUCCAUCCCCUCCUUCCUUGAUGUAAUUCUCAACUUUGCCGAGUCGGACACGACUUCCAAUCUUGCAAGUCAGGAUACUUGGCUCGCUCAAUUGAAGGACAAGCAAGGAGGAAAGCUGGUCAUGUAUGGGGACGAUACCUGGCUGAAGUUGUUUCCCGAUACCUUUCUUCGUGUCGAUGGUACUUCAAGCUUUUUCGUAUCGGAUUUUACCGAAGUAGAUCAUAAUGUGACGAGGAACAUUCCGUCAGAGUUGAAGCGGAGCGACUGGAAUGGCAUGAUCAUGCAUUAUCUAGGCCUUGAUCACAUUGGGCAUAAAUCCGGACCACGAAGUCCUCACAUGGUUCCGAAGCAGUCAGAAAUGGAUGGCAUUGUCGAACAGAUAUACAGAGCAAUUGAGACGGAGGAACAUCUCCACUCCACGCUCUUUGUCCUGUGCGGCGAUCAUGGCAUGAACGACGCUGGGAACCAUGGGGGCUCGGCAGAAGGCGAGACCUCUCCAGCACUGGUAUUCAUGUCCCCGAAGCUUCAAACCAUUUCCCAAGGCUCCGAAUCCCCGGUCGCCUUGCCCGAAGCCACGUUCAGCUACUACAACACGGUAGAACAGUCCGAUAUCGCCCCCACUCUUGCUGGCUUACUGGGCUUUCCAAUACCGCUCAAUAACUUGGGCGUGUUCAUACCAGAUCUCCUGGGCUUUUGGGAAAAAGGUUGGUGA
Messenger RNA from Letharia columbiana, 1080 nucleotides. RefSeq lists its product as uncharacterized. Gene Ontology annotation, cellular component: endoplasmic reticulum membrane. The transcript has 5 exons. Bases 1 to 1080 code for a protein of 359 amino acids. The record is from RefSeq and is a predicted model, not a curated record. Gene Ontology annotation, biological process: GPI anchor biosynthetic process. Lineage: Eukaryota; Fungi; Ascomycota; Lecanoromycetes; Lecanorales; Parmeliaceae.